AACGGGUUCGGGAGGAGGUGCGAGACAGUGAAGCAAACAUUCCCACAAACAAACCCCGGAACGUUGCACGUCGCCUCCAUGGCGACCCACCUCGAUAUUCCAUUACCCAGGGUCAAGAGGAAACUUGAAAGAGAUCCUGAAGACAAAAAGGAUGUCAAAAAAAAAUCACGUCUCUGCCCAUAUCUGGACACCAUUAAUCGUCACAUGCUUGAUUUUGAUUUUGAGAAACUAUGCAGUGUGUCCCUGUCUAGAAUCAAUGUCUAUGCCUGUCUAGUAUGUGGCAAAUAUUUCCAGGGACGUGGCCCCAAUACCCAUGCCUACACCCACAGCGUAUCGGAUGGCCACCAUGUUUAUCUCAAUUUGCAGACACUUCGGUUCUACUGUCUUCCUGAUAAUUAUGAGAUCAUUGACUCCUCACUAAAUGAUAUAAUCUUUGUGGUGAACCCAACCUUCUCAAGAGAGUACAUUGCUCAUAAAGUGAACCAGAGCAAGAUGAGUCGUGCGUAUGAUGGCACUUUAUACUUGCCAGGCAUAGUUGGUCUUAAUAAUAUCAAGGCCAAUGACUACUGCAAUGUUGUUCUUCAGGCUUUGUCAAACAUCACUCCUUUACGUAACUACUUCCUCGACCCCAACAACUACAGUCACAUCCAUCAUGCACCAGGCACUCAAGGGUUGGCAAUGUUCCCGCUCAUCAAUAGGUUUGGAGAACUGGUGCGCAAACUUUGGAAUCCCAGGAACUUCAAAGCUCAUGUAUCUCCCCAUGAAAUGCUUCAGGCAGUAGUAUCAUGCAGUAAGAAAAAGUUCCAGUUUACAGUCCAGGGUGAUGCCAUACAAAUUUUGUCUUGGAUACUUAAUUCAAUGCACUUGGGCCUGAAGACUCCCAAACGAAAGAACACCAUCAUCAAUCGCUGCUUCCGUGGAACCAUGAAUAUCUACUCACAAAAGAUCUUGCCAGUGGAAAUAGAUGAGAAAGAAAGAAAGCGGUUAUUGCAGUCUGCAGAAUACCAAGUGAAGAUGGAGGAGAGCCCAUUUCUCUACCUCACCUGUGACUUGCCUCAGCCUCCACUAUUCAAGGAUGAAAAAAAAGAAAACAUCAUACCACAGGUGAGCUUGUAUCUAUUGCUUAGCAAGUUUGAUGGGAAAACAGGAAAGGAAUAUCAGACCUACAAAGAGAGCAUUCUCAAGAGAUUCCAGUUGACAGGACUUCCCCCAUAUCUCAUCUUGUAUCACAAGAGAUUCACAAAGAACACAUUCUACAUUGAGAAAAAUCCGACAAUUGUGAAUUUUCCAGUGAAGAAUAUCGACUUGUCAGAGUAUUUAACUGAAGAGGUGAAGCUGAAACACCCUGAACCUAUCUAUGACUUGGUGGCUAAUAUUGUACACGAUGGAGAGCCCGAGGCUGGCACGUAUCGUUGUCAUAUUUUGCAUAAGGGGACUGGGAAGUGGUACGAGUUGCAGGAUCUUCAUGUGAAAGAGAUUGAGCCUCAGAUGUUAACUCUUACUGAAUCAUACAUUCAGAUAUAUGAAAUGCAGAACUGUAUAGUAAGAUCUCAUGAUAUCAAGAAGGUUACCUGAAACUUUCAAGAGAAUAUAAAUGACAAAAUUAGGACCUGCACUGAUGUGUAGCUGCUGAUUGAAACAAAAUGCUGCGCCUGUGUUGUGCAACUGUAGAAAAUAGAAGUUGAUUUAAAAUAUAGCCUUUAUUUUAAAAUGAAAAUGCUGUUGAACUUUGUAUUAAUUUGCGAGAGGUGACUGGCAUCUCUACAGAUACAGGUACUGUAACUCCCAUGUAAGGAGAGUUAUUAAAUGUUAGUUUGUGCUAUAACACGGCUAAAGAUGACUCCUUUAAGUGAAAUGUCUUUCACGUUAAUGUUUAUAAUAAUUAAAGGGGUUUUUACA
This is a messenger RNA of Procambarus clarkii (red swamp crayfish), 1899 nucleotides long. It is a transcript of the gene Usp39, whose product is annotated as ubiquitin specific protease 39. Gene Ontology annotation, molecular function: zinc ion binding; cysteine-type deubiquitinase activity. Gene Ontology annotation, biological process: mRNA processing; protein deubiquitination; spliceosomal complex assembly. Lineage: Eukaryota; Metazoa; Arthropoda; Malacostraca; Decapoda; Cambaridae. The record is from RefSeq and is a predicted model, not a curated record.